This is a messenger RNA of Oryza sativa Japonica Group (Japanese rice), 658 nucleotides long. RefSeq lists its product as uncharacterized. The record is from RefSeq and is a predicted model, not a curated record. Lineage: Eukaryota; Viridiplantae; Streptophyta; Magnoliopsida; Poales; Poaceae.
ACACAUGAGCAGCCUCUUGCAACCAUCAACAAGAUACACCAAAAAAAAAAAAAAGAAAAUCAUAUAUAGUCCUAGCUAGUCUCCUAGACUCCUAGUCCUAGCUGCAAGAAAGCCACAUUGGCCAUGGGAUCGUUGGGUCCAAGCGUGGUGGGGCUGCAGCCCAAGGCCGAGAAGACGACGGCGGCGGCCGGCGGUGAGCAGCAGCACGGCGGCGGCGGCGGCGGGUGUGGCGGGUCGUCGUUCCGGAUGCCGCUGCACUACCCGCGGUACAAGAAGGCGGAGUACGAGGCGAUGCCGGAGUGGCGGGUGGACUGCCUGCUCCGGGAGUACGGGCUCCCCGUCGACGGCGACCUCGACGCCAAGCGGCGGUUCGCCAUGGGCGCCUUCCUCUGGCCCGACCAGUACUAGCUCUAGCUAGCUACAUCCAUGGCAUCAGCUACUACUUCAUCGCAGUCAUCGUAUGGAGGAGCCAAGGUACUUUCAGCUGGUAAAACUGAUCUGAAACAAGUUGUAAUUGGUAAGCAAGACAAGCAUGGAUAAUGCUUAGUCCAUAAAAGUUAAAAUUGUAGCCAGUUCUAAAUAUUGCAUGUUGCACCUACAGUUUGUAACCUAAAAGAAAUUAGUGCCAGACAAGAAUACAAGCAUAAUGAACUGACAA